Messenger RNA from Zootermopsis nevadensis, 2594 nucleotides. RefSeq lists its product as uncharacterized. Gene Ontology annotation, cellular component: membrane. NCBI's taxonomy places the organism in Eukaryota, Metazoa, Arthropoda, Insecta, Blattodea, Termopsidae. The record is from RefSeq and is a predicted model, not a curated record.
AAACGACAUGUUUCGAUGUACUAAAAAAAAUAUAUAUUUGUAGUGUCUUCAUGACACUGCCUACUUAGUCGCCCAAUUUUAUUAACGUCAUCAGCUUAGACAAGAUGUAGAUUCCCUUUUAACUACAAUUUCUCCUGACUUUCCUGAGAAUUUCUAAUGGCGUGUUGUUUAGUAAAUUUUAAGAGCUAUAGGAAAGAUAUUUAAUCUGUUUUUUUUUCCAGAUAAUUCUGAGUAGGAACUGAACCAAAUUAAUGUUAAACAAUAUUAUUACUAUUUGCUUGUUUAAACCCAUUUGUUAGCCGCAUUAGCCUAACUAAUUUUGUGAUAUAGAUCUAACUAAUUAAAUGAUAGUGUUCUAAGUCUGCAUAAGCGUACUUUUACCUGAGUUAUAAAGUUUCUUAAAGUCUGUCCCUAAGUAACUUAUACACGACUCAAUUUCCUCCCCACUAUCUAACAAAUCCAGAAUAUCUGAUAAGUGGCUGAUAUAUUACGUCGAAUUGCACACUAAUGAUGCCUGAUAUUUUAUUUUCUCUACGAACUUAAAGUUGAGAUGAAUGAAAUUUUUUUAAUUAACCCCAAUUUAAUAUAAUGUAUUUAAGAAUGAUAACUAUUUAAAUAAUUGUAAUUAUAGAAUCGAGAUAUUACUCAGUUGCUAGUUUCGUGAGCGAAACUUGUUAUAUCAAGAGAGAUUUGACGCUCUGGUUGUCAAAAAUGCUAGAUCACAGAAAGAAAUUUCCUUUGCGUGUUGCCAUGUGAUGGAGCAGUUGUCUAGGCGUUGAGACUUACUUAUCUAAUGAGUUUGCUAAGACAUACAUUUUUAUUGCAUGGGGGAGUUUAGCUUUGCUACUCAUGACCACGACUGUGUGAAAAGAAAUAAAAGUCUUGAGAUUCAUCCGACACUACUUCAUUCUUAUUACUCCUUUGUGUUUGACAGGAACACGUCUCAUUCAAACUUUCGACUAUCUAAGGCGAUCAUAUACACUGACUUAUUUCGAGAUAUUAAGACGUCAUAACUUAUCGAUAACAUACUGUGUUGAAACGUAUUAAAUUAUUUCAAAAGUCUACGAAGUUGUAAUCUAAUUAUUUUUUUUAUCUAAAGUGUUAAUAAUAUUUAAAUAUGAACUGCUUAUGUAGAAACACGGUGAUUGUUCUAAACUUCGCCAUUUUAUUAAUCAUAUUAGUGUCUGGAAUAAAAGGUUUUCAAGGUUCCGAAGCAAAGGAAGUGCCUAGUGACGAUUCAAGUGACUGUUGGUCGACUGCCAAUAUCACAUGCAUCAAAGCCAUUAUUUUGGAACCGUUUAAGGAUAUUUGGAAUAAAAAAGAGAUCAGACUCACGGAUUCGGCUGUGAUUGAGAGAACAGCAAACAUUUCAGUGGAAGAUAACGGAACUGUACAAAUUAAAUCUGCAGAAGAGAGCCAAGGCCGAGGUUAUGGCGAUGUUGAUCAGACGGUGGAGAACAUCGGAAAAUUUCUCAGCACACAUGCGCUUCGGAUUAAUCUGUGGAAUUUUACGACACUUAGAAUUGAAAGGUCGCAAGAAAAUCCGGAAAAUUUUGAGAUAAUUUUUUAUACGAAUCGAGGAAGUACCGAUAUUGAUUCAAGGGCGAAGGACAGCCGUAUGUGGAAGAUCAUUGUUCCUCUUGUGAUGGGGUUCAAGUCGACUGGGAUCCUCAUUUUCGCCAUUACUGCCGUUAAGCUGUUUCUUCUUAAGGCCCUCAUGAUCAGCAAGAUAGCACUCCUUGCGGCCGGGUUCCUCUUAGGCAAGAAGCUGAUGAGUUCGGUCGGAGUUCAGGAACACCCGUAUCAACAACACCCUUAUCUCUUGGCCAACCAACCACUCCAUUACUAUAACGACCAAGGACUGGUGGGUGGCCUCCCCACAGGAUACGCUUAUUCUAACUACGUGACGGCUGGGGGUAAUUAUGGAUCCGCCACUGGAAAUGGUUUCGGAGCCUCGGCUUCUGAUGGAGUAGCCGCUACUGCUGCUGAUGACCUGCAAGCUCAUUUCACCAGUAAUGUCUUAACCAGUGCACAAGCCAUCACGGCCAAUCACACGACCACAAGGAAAGACGGUACGCAGAGAAGAUUCCUCCGUCCAGUGAAAAGCCGCCUUAAUCGGAUUCCGAUAGUGACGUACCGGAAAGUCGUGGACACUGGCAGGAGUUCUUGAACCAUUUCCACGGCUAUUUUUUGUUUUUAUUUUCCCCAAUUGCAGUCAUCAGUGUCUGAAGUGCUUGCAUCUGUCGGCCAUUGCAUAUUACAAAAUAGCGUAUAAGCCACGCAAAUGUGACUUUGAUCGACUGUAUACGGACAUGUGAAUUUUAAAUGCAGUGUAUUUCUUCGCUGCGUUAUUUUGUUAAACAAUGGUACCUUCUAAGUGCUAAUGAAUAGUCUUAAGUAAUUUAAAUAUAUUUAUAAUUAUUUAUUUUAUUGUAUUUGUUAAAAUAAAAGCCUACUUUAGUUCGCUAAUAAUGAUAGAUUUACAAUAAAUAGGUUGUUAUUCUACUGCAGUACAUUUUUGUGAGUGAUAUAAUUUUUUGUUAAUUUAAUAUAAAUGUACCCAUGUCGGUAUCAAAGUUCUGAAAAUAUAUUUA